UUAAUUAAUCUGUACUAUUUUUGUUUACCAUCCUUUCUUCUGCCUUCGUUAAUUUGUAUCAAAAUUAAGAAAGGAAAUCUGUUAUUAUUGCGUUUUAGUAAAUAGAUAAUUUAUAAAACAAUUUAAACUCUUUCAAUUUUGUGUGAUACCUGUAGAGCUUUAGUGUUAUAACCUCAAAAUGUCUGACGACGAAGAUAUUCCGGUUAAGAAGAGCAAGCAGAUUCAUUAUGGGUCGCUGGAGGAGCAGGAGAAGGCGCGGCUGGCAGCCCUGGCUGCUGCCGCGAAGGAAGGAGUCGAGGAAACUGGCGGCCAAGACUUGGGAGAUAUACAAAUCUCAAGCGAAUACAUGGAGCUGGAGGAAGAAAUGUCCAGGGACAAGAAGGCGCUGCUCGAGGAGUUCGAACGGAGACGGAAAGCUCGUCAGCUGAACGUUUCAACCGAUGAUGAUGAGGUGCGUCGAAGUCUUCGGCAGCUGGGUGAGCCCGUGUGUCUCUUCGGGGAGGGACCUGCAGAGAGGAGAGUACGACUUCGAGACCUGCUCAGCUACCUGGGUGAGGAUGCAAUCCACAAGAAGCUGGAAGAAGAGGAGGCUCGCAUAGAGAGAGACAGGGGCCGCGAAGGUACCUGGUAUCACGAAGGACCACCAGAGCUGAGAGACGCUAGGCUUUGGAUCGCGCGGUACUCGUUACCAAGAGCCAAACGAAGAUUGAAUAAAGCACGAGAGGAAUUAAAAUUGGCUGGCAGCGUACGAGCGGCCGCCAAGCAGGAGUCGCAGAGAAGAGCGUCUGCUAUAUCCACUUAUUGCAGUCAGGUAGGCGAUAGUCGCCCCAUCAGCUUCUGUAGAUUCAGCGGCGACAGCAAAAUGCUCAUCACAUCCAGCUGGUCUGGUCUGAGUAAGAUAUGGUCUGUGCCCGAGUGCACUCCGCUGCAGGUCCUGAAGGGCCACACGUGCAACGUGAGCGCGGCCACCUUCCACCCGGCAGCUACCAUACCCGACCAUUUCCUUGAGAAGAUUAAUGCUGUGAAGGAUAGUGAAGAGGGGCAGCUGGCUAUGGACACGAGUGGUGACUCCACCAGCGUCUGCAGCAUGGCGUCCUGCGCUUACGACGGUACCGUUCAUCUGUGGAAUUUCGUCAGCGAAGCCCCGAUCGCGUCUCUGCCGGGCCACAGUCCGUCGCGGGUGGCGCGCGCAGAGUUCCAUCCGUCGGGCCGGUUCCUCGCCACCACCGUCUUCGACCACUCCUGGAGACUGUGGGACCUAGAAACUGCAAAAGAAGUGCUGCAUCAGGAAGGGCAUGCGAAGCCAGUUUACAGCGUCGCAUUUCAAGGAGACGGCUCCCUCGCCGCUACGGGAGGUAUGGACGCGUUUGGCCGCGUGUGGGACAUACGGACCGGUAGAUGCGUGAUGUUUCUAGAAGGUCACCUGGGACCGGUGCAGGGUAUAGACUGGGCACCAGCCGGACACCAGCUCGCUACUGCCGCCGCUGACAACCAGGCAAAAAUCUGGGAUCUACGCAGACGAGCGCCGUUGUACAGUAUACCUUCACACACGCACCUCCUCAGUGAUAUCCGAUACCAGCGCAGUCACGGCCAUUUCCUGUUAACGGCCUCUUAUGACAAGUCGGCUAAGUUGUGGUCCAACCCAGCAUGGCACCCGCUACGGACCCUCUCUGGACAUGAUAAUAAGGUCAUGAGUGCUGAUAUAUCUGCAGAUAAUAAAUAUAUAGUGACGUGCUCAUAUGACAGGACCUUCAAACUGUGGGCGCCGGAGUUAUCAUAAUUACAGAACUUAGCAUUCCAAGAAGUCACCGUGCAGGAGCCCGGACCAUCGUGCGACAGAGAGGGAGGCUCCGAGCAGUUCCCCAGGACUUGUGAUCCGGGUGUAGGUUUCAGAGGCCCCUCGCCAACGUCAACAGUCACUUUCACCGUUCGUGUAUUUUUUUAUGUAAUUCGAAUGGUGAACAAGCUGACGGUACUGAUGGUAAGUGGUAACU
Molecule: messenger RNA, 1994 nt
Organism: Achroia grisella
Lineage: Eukaryota; Metazoa; Arthropoda; Insecta; Lepidoptera; Pyralidae
Gene: U4-U6-60K
Product: U4/U6 small nuclear ribonucleoprotein Prp4
Exons: 14
Coding region: 179-1780 (533 amino acids)
Biological process (GO): mRNA splicing, via spliceosome
Cellular component (GO): U4/U6 x U5 tri-snRNP complex
Molecular function (GO): U6 snRNA binding; U4 snRNA binding; protein binding
Source: RefSeq, a predicted model, not a curated record